Molecule: messenger RNA, 3266 nt
Organism: Stylophora pistillata
Lineage: Eukaryota; Metazoa; Cnidaria; Anthozoa; Scleractinia; Pocilloporidae
Source: RefSeq, a predicted model, not a curated record
CAAAGGCUUUAUAAAUUAUGUAUCAGAGUAAACGUGCAGUCAAACGAUUGCCCGAGGAGUCUCCGUUUAAGUCUGCUGUACUUUGAAACCUUUAUAGCAAGUAAAUUCAACGGAACUUAAAAUGGUUAAGGCAGUCACAAAACCCGUCGCCGAAAAGCCGCCGCCUGGCGAAUCGAUGCAAGUCAACAUGGACGACGAAAGUAACGCCGAAGUCGCAAAGGAGCCAGUCGUGGUAGAAUUUACAAGUGGAGAACGACGAAGAUCUCCGCGGACGUGUGUUUUCGUAACUCUUCUUUUAGUGGUGUUGCUGGUAGGAUUUCUGGUUGUCUACUCAAUCGAGAAAUCAAACCGGGACAAAAACAGACCCAAUGAAUGGAAAUAUGGUGAAGAUGGCAUUAAGAUUACAGUUCCUCCGAGGGUAUUAAAUAGUUCAGAAUCCAUCAAUACAUUUUGGUGUGGCACAGAUGAUGUUUCUUGGGAAACUCAGGAGGAAUUUUACACUUUGUCAGAUGCUAUCAGUCAAGAUGACAUUAUGGGUUUAAGGCCCAUCUUCAGAAAGGAUCUCCCACAUAAUUAUGUUGCAUACUGGGAAGCAAAAAUCAAUGGAAAAACUGGAGAAAAAUAUGUGAUCAUCUCAGCUGCAAGGCAGACGGGAGAUCAUCGUCUCGCCGAAGAAGGAUCUUUGCCAAGUCCUUCAGAUAUACUAACAGCCCAAGCCAACAGUAAUGGGUAUGGCUGUCACAGAGUCUAUCGACUGAGACCGGAUGGUCUCAUGGCAUGUGAAGAUACUGAUGUAAACAAAAUAGUCGCUAUCACAAGGAACAUUGAUACAGAUUCUACGGAUAUUGAUUGGAGACAUCUGGACAAACAAGUGACUCGGGAGUUACCCAACAUGGAGAGAGAAUGGCAAGAACAAGCUGAACGAUUGAAAAAGAUGCCAGAGUGGAACAGGUUCGAGUGGUUGUCCAUGGCGAUAGCAGACGUUAGCACAAAACCAACCACACUAGUUCAACCAUUCACAACCACGCCAACACAGGAAUCAUCCGUUAACCUAGAAACAGAACAUAACUUCGAAGUGGAAGAAACGGACGAUGGUUUCAAAGCAGAACUGGGACUACACCCGGGCGACUCGGUUCGGAUUCCACUCGGUGAGGGCUUCCGUGAGGUCCAUGUCAAGUUCGUCGGCCUUCGGGAUGGUGAUUGGAGGAAAGCAAAGAGCGGCAAGAAACGUUGGCAGAAACGACUUUGUCGCGUUUUGGGUGAUUUGUGUGAUAGUGACGGAAAUGUAGAUAUCUCUACGGUUAGCAAACGUUUCUUCAAACUGACGAAGAAGGGUGAUCGUUUUAUUAAAGUCAAAGUUGACGCAGACGAAAAUUUUGUUCGAAGACACCUCGGUGGAAGGGAAAUACGGUUUAAAGUAGAACUGCGGACCCGCGGGACUCAGACCAUGGUUAUCAACUACGGGAUUAUUUUGAAGAGUAGAAGGCAUCGACGCGCUUUCUCCAACAAGCACCAUAGAAUACCACAUGAAGAGUUGUUCCCAAAGUAUCGUCAGCAUCAUCAUGGCCAGUGCACGACGGGUUCAGGGCCAGUGGCUUGGGCAAAGGUACUCGGCUAUUUCGAUAAUAUGGCGGCUAGGACCUACAAUUCAAGUUAUUCAUCACUGAGUAAUUUGCUAGAUGGGUCUGCUCACUUACCACUAACAAUGGACUCAUCGGUAGAAAACGUGACGCAACGGAUAUUUUUCGAGCUUGGAUCGCAUUGUUCACACCAUGGUGCAGGAGUAACCUCCCCUGCUCAUAUGGUGCGAAUCAAGGAAGCCUUUGAGAAAGUCCCGGGACGAGAGCUUAAAGUUAUGCACCAAGGAUACCAUGAAGGCGAGGCUGACUCGUGGACAAACUUGAUCAUCGAUCUUCUGAAAAAAGGUUACCCUGUUAUUGUAAGUAAAGAGAACAGAAAACAUGGCCAGCACCACUAUGUGGUUGUAACAAGAAUCCGACAGAGCGGGAGGUAUUACAGUUUUUGUCAUCGCCAGACAGGCCAAUGUUCGCCAUGGACUUUAAAGGAAGAAUCGCUAAUGUUUAUUCACGAGGAAGACGCCCCUGGUAAAUGGGAACCCGCCGACAUUCGCUUUAUGGUUGCAGUCGUUGAGAGAUGAACUUAACCAUCGCAAGUCAGUCUUAGCAGAAGUAAUCUGAAUGUCGCUUCUGCGGCUACACACGUAGAAUGGGUUCUGCUAACCCCACAAACGAUCACUUAAAGACUACUGCAUGCUCUUUUUUGCUUUGACUUCUAGUAAGUGAUAAAAUCCACUUUGUAAAUAUUGUAAUGUGGGGAAGGCGUCUGGAAAAUUGCCUUGAUACACAAGUAAUUUAUAUUUGGUAAGUCAAAUUAUUUUCGGUCAUACUUUACAAGUUCUUAUUUUUUUAUUGUACGAAAUGGUGAUUGAUUGAAAUUUUGUACUGUUGUCAUUUAUUGUAUCAAAUUUACGGUCGAGGUUAUUCCGGUGUAUUUCAGUUUUUUUGUUAAGCUAUAUUUUACUGUAUUUCAAAGGUUGUUGCCAUUUUUAUUUCUUUAUUGUUAAUAUUGAAAUGUUUAUCAAGUUUGACUCCAUUUUUCUCGGAAUGACCUUGAUUUCGAGGCGUUUUUGCUUCUGUAGAACUGACGUUAAAUAAGCAACUUGCGGAUUUUUAUUUAUGCGAAAGUAUAAAAUAUCAUUCUUUACUGAAAAGUACCUCGUAUUAUGUUUUCGAAAAUCGAUAGGUACAGACUUGGGUCCUGAUUUUGCUUGUCGUAGAUAUGAGACACUUAAUAGAAAAAGGUACACGUAUACGCAACGAAAUAUCUUUCAUACUAGGUGACGGAUAUGUGGAAAACAUUAGAUGGGAAUUGAUGCCUUUUUUGGCAUCCAUUUGCUACGAGAAAACGAAGGCAAAACUUUAAACUCUUGUAACAGGGGUGGGGAAUAAAUGGCAGUUGAUGAGUUUGAAUACACUGAUGCUUCAACAGAGAAAAAAUGCUGUUACAUAACCUGUUCGACCGAAUAGUAAUCUCGGAAAUAUCUGGAGGUGUCCGAGUGUAGACAAUGCGGUGCGCAGGGAUGACGUUAUUCUCUGCAAAAGUUUACUGGAUGUGUUUUGAUGUCUUUACCUCAAAGUUUGAGGAGGGGAACCGUACAGUCGAGGCUUGUCAGAGAAUCCCGUCGUGAAGCUGAGGUGCGUGUAUUGUGUAAAAUAAAGAUGUGGUAUGGCUCUCAGCCAGAAGAA